AGCUAGUAACUGAAACUCGAGUGUUUGGACUUGAGUGGCAGUUUAAGUACUUUGCUUCGGUCAGAAUCCUUCAAACACUCUAAAUUCUUUCGUCUCCCCUUCGUCUUCUACCUUUUGAUUUCGCGCCACCACGCUUCAAGCUUUCUCCGAUCUGCCUGAGUUUUCUCCAGUGGUUAGUGUAAUGGUGGAUGAAGAAACUAAGAUUUUGUAUAGUCCCUGAGUGCAAUAUAGAGCCAUCGCUUUGAGGUUGCUGGUUAUUAUUAUAUCACUAUGGUGAGACAACAAAGAGUCUCUAAGGUUCAUGGAGACAGAUAUCCCUUGUGUCAAGGCAAGGAUGAGUCUGUGAAGCACGAUAUGUUGGAUCCGCCAAGGUAUCUCCGAAGAACUAAAGAAGAUUUCCGCGGAAAGGCGCUUAGUUUUGGGGUUUUGGAUUGGAAGCAGUUUGAAAAAUGGAAGGGUACUAAUGCAGAUGGAACCAAAGAAGCGUGUCGUAGUUAUGCGGAAACUGCUGGAAGUUCGUUGGAAUUAGAUUUAUCGACCGGUGUAGUCAAAAGAUUGGAGGUGGAUUUGAAGUCUCAACACAUGAGGGAUCACAGUUUCUCACUUAGAACACAAGCAUUUUCAGAUGCUAUGGAUGCUGAUAUAGUGAUGAGGAUGGAUCAAAAGGGAAAACGAGAUCAUCAACUUCUGAGUAUGAAGCAGAGAGAACAUCAAGCAUCUCCAAGUAAUGCCUCUGAGCUUAGCUCUUGUAUCUCUCCAGGGUCAGAGACAUUUAGAACAGUUGAAUGUCAAGACAGAAGGCAUGAUGUCGAAGGCGAAUGUUCAAGUCCGGUAACUGUGGUUAAAAGGAACCAAGAGAAACCAUGCUUGUUGGAUCAAAAUAUUCCCACUUUGACAUCUAAAAAGGAGAGAGAUCCUUCCCCUAACCGGAGGUUUAGCUUCAGUUUUAGUCAGAUGAGUAGAAGUUUCAGUUCCAAAGAAAGCUCAUCGUCAUUGUCGAGCAUAUCUCAUGCUUCAGCUAAAUCAGGUCCUUUGACAUUCACCGACUCAGUUUACGCCACUCACUCAACAAGAACGAAGCCGAAUGGUCACAACAGAACAAGAUCAGGUCCUUUAUUAAUACCCAAGACCGCAAAAAGAAAUAUACCAUUACAAGUGGUGGCAUCAAAACCUUCCAACACAAGACCACCAACCAUAGAAAAGAAGCAAUGCAGCUCAAGAUUCCACGCUCUUUUGCAAUUCACAUUGAGAAAAGGUAUCAAUUUGUUUCAGUUUGUUGUUGGAGACAACAGCAAUAACGUUCUUGCUGCUACCAUGAAGACUUCAAAUUCUUCUACACGGUCUUACACAUUGUACACCGUCAACGAAGUAAAGAAACAGAGCGGAAACUGGUUAAGCCGCCACAAGAAUGAACAUCCAUUUGUACAUACAACUAUCGGUCAAAUGAAGACUGUUACUUCUUCCACAACAGAAACAUCAAUCCAAAAAUCAGAAUCUGUUUUGUUCGGUGUUGAUUCAACCAAUGAAGAGCUUGCAGCAAUUGUUCAGACAAGAAACACAACUACAAUUAUACUCCCAAGUGGAGUUCACACAUUGCCUAAAGAUGGUAAUAAUGCUCCUCUCCCGUUGAUUAACCGGUGGAAAUCUGGUGGGGAAUGUGACUGCGGUGGUUGGGACAUCGGUUGCAAACUCCGUGUCCUGUCUAAUAAUCAUAUAAAGUCUCAAACUUUCUCAAGCUUUCAAUUGUUUGAUCAGGAAAGAGACGAGGCAGCUUUCAAAAUGGUGAGUCACGGCGAUGAACUCCACUCUGUUGAGUUUGGCUCAUCGAUCUCUCUCUUGGAAGCGUUCUUCAUUUCGUUAGCAGUAACUAGUCAUCAGAGUUGGUGUCAGGAGGAAGAAGAAGAAGCAGUUGUGAUCGGAGAUGGUUUGUUGAAGAGAGAAACACCGGCGAAAUACGCAACAAACCCACCGGUUUCUCCAAUCGGUCGGGUCUAGAGACAGAGAGAGUUGGGCUAGAUAGUGUUGGAUCUGGUGUGGGCUGGGCUUUAAUAUAUUUGUAAUUAAGAAUUUUAUGACAUAAUUGUAUGGCAUAGUUAAAUCAUUUAGAAUUUUCGCAGUGUACAAAAUAGUGAAAUGCGUUUAUGAAUAAUACUAUAGGGUUUAUGGUUUUGCAUAUA
This is a messenger RNA of Arabidopsis lyrata subsp. lyrata, 2177 nucleotides long. RefSeq lists its product as uncharacterized. NCBI's taxonomy places the organism in Eukaryota, Viridiplantae, Streptophyta, Magnoliopsida, Brassicales, Brassicaceae. The transcript is spliced from 3 exons. Bases 271 to 1995 code for a protein of 574 amino acids. The record is from RefSeq and is a predicted model, not a curated record.